Molecule: messenger RNA, 1563 nt
Organism: Penaeus indicus
Lineage: Eukaryota; Metazoa; Arthropoda; Malacostraca; Decapoda; Penaeidae
Gene: Mppe
Product: metallophosphoesterase 1-like
Exons: 7
Coding region: 375-1478 (367 amino acids)
Biological process (GO): GPI anchor biosynthetic process
Cellular component (GO): endoplasmic reticulum
Molecular function (GO): hydrolase activity
Source: RefSeq, a predicted model, not a curated record
UUGAGACGAAGACCUACAACUUUGAAACUAAUCUUAUUUCAUCUUAUUUUAGUCCUUAAAAAUAGAUGCGACAGCAGGAAAAGCAAUAGUUUGUGCCACCCAUGAUCGAUUUUAUUUUAAUUUGGACACCUGGAGAACUCUUUUUCGUCUUAGAAUGAAGAAUAUAAUGGUUAAAUGGGCAGAUAACACGUUGAUUUCUUGAUGUACCUUUGCUGUGACCUCUAGACUGUAGACGUUUCCUGAUAACUGUGCUUUAUAGCUGAUUUAAGUUUCUAAAUAGUUUAUAUCUAUGUGGAUCUAACUCACUAGGUGUUUUAAGAGAUAUUUUUCUGGACCUGAAUUUAUUUUGAUACACAUUCUGAAAAGAAGACACCAUGCGAUUUUUUUCCACGUUAUUUAACCGUAUAAGAAUUACAAAAAAUCGCUGCAUCAUCUUGAUUCUGACAUCAGUAGUGCUCUUCAAUGAAUGGCUUUCCUACACCAUUUGUGCCAUGAACUGGCCAGUGCCAGAGGAAGUGACGGAGGAACAUGUGAAGGUGCUUAUUGCAGCUGAUCCCCAGAUCCUGAGCACGGACUCCGAGCCUGGCUUCCCCUUCAACUAUAUCGCAGUCUGGGAUGCAGACAGGUUUGUAAGUCGAGGGUUCCAGCUAGCUCUGUGGAGAACCAGGCCCCAGGUGGUGAUUUUCCUCGGAGAUGUUUUGGACGAUGGCAGCACCAGCAGUGACGUAGGCUUCAGGGCUAAGGCCGAGCACUUCAAAAACCUCUUGCGCAUUCCUGAUUAUGUUGAACGCACUAUAUAUGUACCUGGGGAUAAUGACAUAGGUGGUGAGGGAAUGGACCAAGUGACACCAAACAAAGUCAGCAGAUUUUUCUCGGCAUUCAAGCAGACAGAUGUUGACUCGUUCAAAUUCCUUGAUUUUGUUCAGCUUCGUAUCAUGGACACCUUCGGGAACGAGAGCCAACCUCUCCCCGAAGAUGAAAACAGAAUGCGGAUACUUCUGUCACACAUGCCUCUCCUGCCAGUCACGAGGAAAGCUAUUAAGAAGACAAUAGUGGAGCAUCACCCCUCUUUGAUAUUUUCGGGUCACGAGCACGAGUCUUUUCACUUCAUUGGCAAAAAGAGCAUCGCCAGAGCAGAUGAAUUCUGGCCCCUCAGAGAUGACGACAGCAUCUGGAAGAUCGAUACCGUCACUGAGAAAUUGCAUGAGGUCACUGUUCCUACCUGUUCGUACAGAAUGGGCAAGAAGAGUUAUGGUUAUGGCACGGCUGUGAUUGGAAAGUCAGGCCUAGUCUACUACAAUGUCCUAUGGAUGCCCUCUCGUUUCCUGCAGUUGUGGCUCUAUGUGAUUAGUCUCACGGGUGUGUUUCUGUCCACCUUGCCCUCCCUAAUCCCCUGGCUCAAAACCCAUGUCGUUAAACUGUGUGAAGCGUGUGCCGUUGGUCUUAUCAGCUUGGGGCCCAAGUACCAUCGUGUAUAAACUUCUUGGUGGUGAUUUUUUAUAUUUUUGAAAUAUUUUUUAUAUAUUUUUUUUAUUAUUAUGAAUUUUUUGUUAAUGCUGUUGU